AUGGGGUGCUUGCCUCGACUUCCGAGCCAACCAAUCAUGGCCUGCCCGGGGGCCCUUAAAGGCAAAGAGAACGGUCGGGCGUCCAGGCGCAGGGUCGCAACAGAGCCAGGGAUCCGCCGGCUGGUUCCCCCACUACCCUUAGAUUCUACUGGCCGUCCUAUUUUUCCCAUCACAUUGGGGUCACUGACUGUCUACAGCCUGGGUGAAAUUGUUUCUGACCGUUCUGGUUUCCACACGGAGAACGCCAUCUACCCUGUUGGCUACUGCAGCACCAGGAUCUUCGCUAGCACCCGCAGGCCGGCACGCCGCUGCCUCUAUACCUGCCAGAUCAAGGACGGUGGGGCCGGGCCAUCCUUCGAAAUCGCUCCAGAGGAUGAGCCAGGUUGCGUCUUUGAUGGCCCCACAGGCAGCCUCUGUCACGCUCAGCUCCUGGAAGCUGUGGGUGCGGCCAGCUGGAACCAGCAGGCCCUGAAUUUUUUGGCCUCGCGCCCAGCUAUCCAGCACCUCAUCCAGAGCUGCCCUGGGGAACGCGAAAUGUGCAGGUACCGCUGGUCUCAGCCGGUGUGCCGCCCAGCGGGGGGGGGGGGGGCCGCACCGGGCCUUACCUUCCGGGAGCCGGGCACUGAUUGGCAGAGCUUUCCAGAGCCAGGGCUUGGCGGGGCCGUGGCGGACUUCCUAGAAGCCACUCCUUCUCAGCGGUGGGAGCGGAUAUCUUGGGAACUCUUUCUGCCCCCUGUGCUCCAACAGGGGGGGGUCCCCCCCCCCGAAAGCCCAGAAAGUGAUUAA
Messenger RNA from Sphaerodactylus townsendi, 786 nucleotides. Its product is annotated as transforming growth factor beta regulator 1-like. Gene Ontology annotation, biological process: regulation of cell cycle. NCBI's taxonomy places the organism in Eukaryota, Metazoa, Chordata, Lepidosauria, Squamata, Sphaerodactylidae. Gene Ontology annotation, cellular component: nucleus. The record is from RefSeq and is a predicted model, not a curated record.